This is a messenger RNA of Pestalotiopsis fici W106-1, 1668 nucleotides long. RefSeq lists its product as uncharacterized. Lineage: Eukaryota; Fungi; Ascomycota; Sordariomycetes; Amphisphaeriales; Sporocadaceae. The record is from RefSeq and is a predicted model, not a curated record. Bases 1 to 1668 code for a protein of 555 amino acids. The transcript is spliced from 2 exons.
AUGGUGUCGACAACUCUCCCCAUCGUCCAGCCAGGAUCACUUCCCACCGGCACGCCGCAGUUUGAAUCAUUGAAGCGACGCCACCUCGGUGAGUUUGCGGCCAAGGUGCCGAAAGAGUUGAUUCUCCCACGAGAUGUGAUUGAGAACCCUCCGAAGGAUGUGACCGGCAUUCCGGCUUCAUGUGGACUCUUGACACCGGAAGAGGUCGAGAUUACGGAAAAGUACGACGCAACGGCUCUCGCAGAGGCUAUCGCGGCUAGGAAACUCACCUCGGUGGCCGUAGUCACUGCUUUUGCCAAGCGCGCCAUCAUUGCCCAUCAACUGACAUGCUGCCUGGGAGAAUGGUUCAUGACCGAAGCAGUGGCUAGAGCCAAGGAGUUGGACGACCAUCUUGCAGCUACGGGGAAAACCAUUGGCCCGCUGCAUGGUGUACCCAUAAGCGUCAAAGAGCACAUUCCCGUCAAAGGACAUUCUGUGCUUGGUGCAUCCUGGGAUACCAGAAGAAUCGCCAAGGAAGACUGCCACAUGAUAUCCAUCCUUCGCGAAGCCGGUGCUGUCUUCUACUGCAAGACCAUGCAACCUCAGGCCUUGAUGCAUCUGGAGACUGUAUCUCUGGCUGGUCGUACGCUUAACCCUCACAACAUUCUGUUGAGUGCUGGUGGCUCGACUGGUGGUGAAGGUGCUCUGGUGGCGAUGCGCGGCUCCGUCCUCGGCAUCGGUACCGAUAUUGGUGGUAGCGUUCGUGGUCCUUCUGGUUUCUGUGGUAUAUAUGGGUUCAAGCCCACGUCAUACACGUUGCCAAUGAAGGACUUUUCGGAAGGAGGCUUUUCAGCUGAGCUCAAUGUCUUGUGCUCGGUCGGACCAAUGUGCACAUCAGCUCGGGACAUGGAUCUGUUCAUGUCCGUCAUUUUAAGCGCCAAGCCUUACCUCAAAGACCCACGGAUCAUUCCAAUCCCUUGGACUGGUCUGGCUACCGAACAGAAGAAGACUCCCUUGAAGAUUGGAUUCAUGAUGAAUGACGGUGUGAUUGAGCCGCAGCCUCCAGUCACAAAAGGCCUGCAAUGGGUAAGAGAACGUCUACAGUCGCAUCCUGAUUUUGAAGUCAAAGACUUUGCGCCCUUCAAGGUGGCCGAAGCCAUAAAGAAUUUGCGCCUCGCCUAUUAUCCGGACGGAGGCAAGGUGUUGCGCGAUCAUUUCAGAGCUUCCGGUGAGCCGACGCUUCCAUUGACAGAAUGGAUCGUACGAGAUGCAGAGGGGGACGACAUUGGGAGCUCUGGAGUUCUCAAGCAUCGACUGCUGCGCGACGAUUUCCGGUGCGACUUUGCCGAGCACUGGAAUGCACAAGACGUGGACAUAAUCAUUUGUCCAGUAUUUGUCGGGACAGCGUGUUCGCACGAGACGGCCUUUUACUGGAACUACACGGGUUUCUGGAACUAUGUCGACGCUCCCGGUGUAGUCAUUCCGACGCCAAUCAAGGCAGGGCCAAAAGGGACAGAGACGUACACUAACCAAACACCACUGAGCCACGAGUGUACCCAUGUGCGCGAACUAUGGGAGGAAGGCGAUUUCGAAGGGGCGCCCGUCAAUAUCCAGAUCUGUGCAAGGAAAUAUCAUGAUAAUGAUCUCUUUGCUGCAUUGAGUGCGAUUGAAAAAGCUCUACGUUCCUGA